CUCGGCUGAACUCGCCUCGCUCUCGCGACUUUCGUGUCGUGGUGCGGUUGCGAGGUAGUAGUGGUGGUGGUGGUAGUGGUGGUGGUGGCGGUGGGCAGUAUCCGCGACAAGCGAGAUAGGCUUCCGACCGGUCGGUCCCGAUCGGCAGAUGAUUUACCGGAGAUAGUGAUGGCGUGCGCGGGCACCCACCGUCAGCAGGGUUAGCGCAGCGGGAGGGUUGACCGACGACGUCGCGAUCCCGUGGGAGAGAAGAGGAGAGAGAAAAAGAAAGAAAGAAAGAAAGAAAGAGAGAGAGAGAGAGUCGCGCGCGUGUGAGUGUGCACCGACGUAUGAACCUUGCCCCUCUCACGAACCAGCCCCCGGAGUGGUGAUCUCGUCGGUGUGUGGUGGCCAAGUUUCGUGGUAGUGAUUCCACCUCGCGCUGUUACUCGCGGUGGAGAGAUCCCGUCGCCGUCGUCUACUCCACGUCUACGGGGACAGCGCGGAGAGGCGUUUUCAUGGCGCGGCUCGGCGACGCGACUACGGGGACCGCGCGCGCCUCACCGAGAUACUCCGUGCUACUGCUGCUGCUGCUGCUGCUAUUGCCCGAGCACCGACGACCAGUGCGGCACGAGCGGUGUCGACGUGAGAGGGUAUCGCCGCGCGCUGGGGAUCACAGUGGCCGGGAUCGCACGCAGUCGGAGCACCGGAGCACCGGAGCAUCGGCCGAGGGAAAAACACAGCGGUGGCGGCGGCGGCAGCGGCAGCGGCGGCGGCGGCGCGCACACACACACGCAGCCGAGUGCGUCACCGCCCAUAUGUGAUGUGUUCCGCGCGUGCGAGCGAAUGAGUAAUCAUGUAUUGUCAGGACAAGGGUUCGACCGCCUCCAAGAGCAAAGAGGGGCCUGUGACAAUGAGGGAGAAGAAGGGCGGUGCUCUCAGCAGAGUACAAAAAUUAAAAAAACGCCUGAGUCAUAGCUUCGGACGGCUUUCUAUAUCAAAAGAAGAGGCUGAUGAUGCAACAACCAGAGGUCAAUUGCCAUAUAAUGGUUAUUCUGAGGAGUUCCUAGACCGCUUGGAGCCAAAUGGCAACAUACUUGCGGACAAAGAUCGUCGUUAUGAAUGUUUUCGGAAAUUGGACUGUCAUAGAAUGGACAGGUGUGGACGAUCACGAGAGAGUGCAUCGGCAGCUUUCGGUUUCUAGCGAUUCGAAGCUCCUCGAUGAAGAUAUACGAGAGGAAGCUAGGGUAAUUUUGCGACCGCGACGUCCACCGCGGCCGAAAUCUGAGGUUUUCCUUGGUCCGGAUCCACCUAGAAGAACUAAAAGAUUCUCUGCUUUUGGGGGAGAUUCGCCAUUCGGUAAAUCUGAAGCUUAUAUAAAACUGGAGCAGUUGGGAGAGGGAUCAUAUGCCACAGUGUUCAAAGGCUACAGCCAUCUCACUAAUCAAGUGGUGGCUCUUAAAGAAAUUAGACUGCAAGAGGAGGAAGGAGCUCCAUUUACUGCCAUUCGCGAGGCAAGUCUCCUUAAAGAGUUAAAACAUAGCAAUAUCGUGACUUUGCACGAUAUCAUUCAUACCCGCGAGACGCUCACCUUCGUGUUUGAAUACGUUCACACCGAUCUAUCGCAAUAUAUGGAGAGGUACGGAAGCGGGAACGGAGGAUUGGAUCCGCGUAACGUUAAAUUGUUUCUUUUUCAAUUGCUGAGAGGAUUGGCAUACUGUCACCGCAGGAGAGUUCUGCACAGGGAUGUAAAGCCACAGAAUUUAUUAAUCAGCGAAAUAGGAGAACUUAAAUUGGCAGACUUUGGAUUAGCAAGGGCCAAAUCUGUGCCAUCGCAUACAUACUCACACGAAGUCGUGACCUUAUGGUACAGACCGCCCGACGUUCUUUUAGGUUCCACAGAGUAUUCCACCUCGCUCGACAUGUGGGGAGUAGGUUGCAUAUUUGUGGAAAUGUUAACUGGUGAACCGACAUUCCCAGGUGUACGCUGUACGUACGACCAACUCGAUAAGAUAUUUAAAGUGCUGGGCACACCCACCGAGGAGACUUGGCCGGGUGUCACGCAUCUGCCCGGGUAUAAGGCGCAUAGACUGAUAUUUUAUCCGCCGCGGAAAUUGGGACACUCGUUUCCCCGGCUUUAUGAUAUUGCCGAGGGUGACAGUAUGGCGUCGUCGCUCCUGCAGUUGAAUCCCGAUCAACGGAUAGGAGCGGAGGAAGCGUUACGGCAUCCCUAUUUCGCCUCUCUUCCUAGAAAACUAUAUGAAUUACCUGAUGAAGUGUCGAUAUUCAGCGUAGAAGGUUGUCACUUGUAUACAAACUCGAGGCACGGGUGCGCGGACUCGCGUCCACCAACAUCCUUUAAGAGGCCGUAAGCCGUAAGGCCGUAAGAAAUUGAUCAAACACAGUUGAAUCUAAAAGGAGAAUAAUCGACUAUGGUUGGACAAUUUCUUACGGCUUAAGGCUUACAUUGUAGACCGGGACUUAAAGACUUGAGGUUAAAGCAAACGUUAAAAGAGUAAAUUAUAAGUAAAUUUGCAAUUUACACGUUGAGUGAAACAUUCAUUCUCAUGGGAUACAUAUGUGUGAACAUACACGAAUAUAUACGAUCAAACCCUGUAAAAAAAAAUUGAUAGAAAACGAUAGGAGCCGAUACGAUUUGUUAAAAAUCUUAUCGUUUCCUAUUAUUAUCUGAUAGAAGCGGAUUUAAUCAUUGAACAAUAGAAUUCUGAUACUAACUUAUUCUUUAUCAUUUUAAUUAAGAGAUGCGGUAGUGUCUCGCGCUAAGUAAAUGUGCAGCGCGAGGAACCCGCGUCUCUUUACACGAGCCGGCAACUUCCGAGCACCCGAGAUUAUCAGAUUUCAGUAAUGGCUGAAUCGAUCAAGUUCUAGUAGACUUAAUCGAUAGCUUGGGAGUAAAUAAAAGUGUUUUUAUUUUUUUCUCUCCGUGUCCUAUAAGCGGAAUAUAUCGUGAAUAAAUGAUUAAAACUUUAGCAAUUUUGUAUUCACGUUGUCAGUUUCCGAUUCAUAACAAUUAAAAAACGAUUAAACAUUUCUUGUCGUUUUCUAUCGAUUUUUGUUAACAGAAAAAACACAACACACACAAUAGAUACAGACAACAAAUAUACAGGCGCACAUGCACUAUUCCCAGAUGCGUUGUUCGCUCUCUCUCAGGGCUGCUCCAUGAUUUCCGUCACUGUUCUUUUCACACACACAUACAUACACACACAUGCAAUAAUAAUAUUCUUUUCGCCUUCUUUUUGAGAAUAUACGUAUCGAGUAAAUUAAUUAUUAACAAAGAUAAAAUCGUAAUUCUGGUCAAGAAAACAAGAAAGUAAAGCUUAUGGCUACAAGUAAAAAAAAAAAAAGGAUUAUAAGAACUCGCGCACGCUCGAUUUAGGAAGCAAAAGCACGCACGACCCAUCCUCGCACUUCGUCCAAAUACUAGAUUUAGAUCGAUACCAAUCAAAAAAAAAAAAAAGGAAAGAUACCAUACCGCCGCCCUACGUUUCCCCGAUCCCAGCCCAAGCCAAGUAGGGCGGGCGGUCGCUGGUUAGCAAAACUAUUUACGAAGUAAUUAUUAUCUUAGAAAAAUUGUGGAAGACCUGUAGCACUUUAUAUAAACGAACUUUACUGCUGUUUCGAAUACGAUGUUGGUCGCUAGGACAGUUGAGAAUAUUGAUAGUUAAAAUAGGGGAACCGUUGUAAGAGUUAAAUUUAUUGUUAGACGUGAUGAUAGCGUGUAAGAUCUAGAAGUUUAAGGGGGGUGGGGGGAAAACAGCGCGUCAGUAUUAGUCAAGUGCCAUAGUAGCCAACAUCGCGAGACGCAGCGAGAGAAACUAACUGAACGCUCAUCGUUAAUAAUACCCGAUUGUAGUGAUUUAGACGUAAGUGAUUAGCGUUAGAUCGUAUUUAAUAACAAUCGAAGUUUAUCGACAAUGUCGCAACGUAGUAUAAAUGAUAGCAAAUCGAGACAGAAAGGGUGAGAAAGGGAGAGAUGAGGUAGCGAUUUUAGACUUGUCGAAAAUUCAUUUUCGCGCGCGCGCGCGCGCGCGUUCAAUUUUGCUUUUAAUUAUUGACAUUAGCCAAAUAUGGUGCUCGAGCUGUAAACUGUGACAUGUUCAAUCGACCUCGUACUCGUGAUGUAAUUAUUUAAAACGAGUAUCCGUUCGAUUUUCUAAAAACUACAGAAUAUAAACUAGCGUUGGCAAUAGUAGAAGUAGGGAAACGUAAAGAAAAAAAUGGCGUUACAGUUCUUCCAAAUUUUGUCUAAGCUACAAUUGACGAUUAUUGCGGUAAUACUACUCCUUUUCGUAGGGUUACAUUUAUACCGAUUUUUCAGCACACUUAUUAAAAAAAGAAAAAUAUAUCAACGAGGUGAAAGUAAAGAGAAAGGAGAGGGAGUUCCCGAAAAGAUUUGAAAGACGCUAUUUGCUAUUACUACCGAUUAUUGCGUUUAUUUCGGUAGAUUGUACAUAGAAUUACCAGAUUCGUAUUAUCGAUGAUGGCUGAGAUAGCUGAAUCAAGAUAAUAAAUGUGACUUUGUAAUAAA
Messenger RNA from Solenopsis invicta (red fire ant), 4528 nucleotides. RefSeq names its product cyclin-dependent kinase 14 (gene Eip63E). Gene Ontology annotation, cellular component: cytoplasm; nucleus; cytosol. The transcript has 7 exons. The record is from RefSeq and is a predicted model, not a curated record. Gene Ontology annotation, biological process: protein phosphorylation. NCBI's taxonomy places the organism in Eukaryota, Metazoa, Arthropoda, Insecta, Hymenoptera, Formicidae. Gene Ontology annotation, molecular function: cyclin binding; cyclin-dependent protein serine/threonine kinase activity; ATP binding. The coding region runs from base 1065 to 2351 and encodes 428 amino acids.